AUGCAUGGUCCCUGUGGAGUACUAAAUCCGAGCAAUGUGUGUAUGAAAACAAAUGGCAGUUGUAAAAACCACUUUCCAAAAGGCUUUACAUCUAACACAACUGUUGGAAUCGAUUGUUUCCCACAGUACAGACGUUGUGAUAAUGGAAUAACUGUCAAAGUCAGAGGUAAAAAUUUGGAUAACCGUUGGGUUGUUCCACAUAAUCCAUAUUUCCUCGCAAAAUUUGAUUGUCACUUGAAUGUAGAAAUUUGCUCAACAAUCAAAGCAGUCAAAUACCUUUAUAAGUACAUUUAUAAAGGUCAUGAUCGUGUUGCUUUCAACUUGAUUCCUGGACAAAACAUCCAAGAUAUAGAUGAAAUCCAACAAUUUCAAUCAGCUAGAUGGAUUGCUCCACCAGAAGCCAUGUGGAGAAUAUAUGGCUUUAUUCUUAAUGAAAUGUAUCCAUCAGUUUACAGUUUACAUCUACAUCUUGAAGAUCAACAUCUGGUAGCUUUUCAUGCACAUAACGACCUUAACAAUGUUCUGAGAUCUGAUUUUACGGCAAAAUCAAUGUUGACUGAAUUUUUUUCAACAAAUCAAACUAAUGAAAAUGCACGAAGACUACUGUACAAAGAAUUUCCUGAAACUUUUGUUUGGAAUCAACAACACAAAAUAUGGACUCCAAGAAAGAAGAAAACUGUUAUAGGCCGCAUUGUUACAGCAAGUCCAUUCGAAGGUGAAAGGUAUUACUUACGGAUAUUGUUAAAUCAUAUAAGAGGCCCUUUAUCAUUUGACCACAUCAAAACAGUUGGCAAUGUCACUGCACCAACCUUUCGUGAAGCAGCUACAUUACAUGGUUUGUUACAAAGAGAUACCAGUUUGCAAGAUUGUAUGCAAGAGGCUUCCUUAUACCAAAUACCACACAGUUUAAGACGGUUAUUUGCAACAAUUUUAGUAUAUUGUAACCCAACAAAUCCUAGAGAACUUUGGGAAUACUUUGAACAAGAUAUGUCAAGCGAUUUCCAAACAAGUGUUGCAACAUCAGCAGAUAUUAGGACAAAAGUCUUACGAAGCAUCUCUUCUACACUUGAAUCGAUGGGAAAAGACAUAAACAUGUUCCAUUUAAUAGAACAUGAUGUUUCUUUUGAUCAGAAUGAAACUGAAUCUAGGGAAAUAAAUGAUGAAUUUGCAGUUUUGAUACCAGAAGAAGAUCUUAUGGCUUCGAUGAGUCUUAAUCCUGAACAACAACAUGCAUAUGAAUCAAUUUUACAGAAAGUCCUUCUAAAUGAAUCUGCUGCAUUCUUCAUUGAUGGUCCUGGUGGAACAGGGAAAACAUUCUUAUAUAAAGCACUUCUCGCUACAGUGAGAUCAAGAAACUUAAUUGCUCUUGCAACUGCAUCGUCUGGUGUGCUGCAUCUAUUUUACCUGAGGGUCGAACAGCACAUUCACGCUUCAAAAUUCUAUUAG
Molecule: messenger RNA, 1446 nt
Organism: Juglans microcarpa x Juglans regia
Lineage: Eukaryota; Viridiplantae; Streptophyta; Magnoliopsida; Fagales; Juglandaceae
Exons: 1
Coding region: 1-1446 (481 amino acids)
Biological process (GO): DNA repair; telomere maintenance
Molecular function (GO): DNA helicase activity
Source: RefSeq, a predicted model, not a curated record